AUUCCUCUUCUCUCUUCAAACUAUUAGCCGAAUUUCUUGAUUUUCCUCUUCUCCUUCAUCAAUUUUGACCAUCACCAUGCCAAGGAACAUCGUCAAGCCACCACACAUUCGUAAAGAAGGUCAUGUUUGGAAAUUGGAAGGGAGCAAGUACAUCCACAUACAAACCAAUGUCCAGUUUGAAAACUCCACACACAUCCAUGCUGGCUGGUCAAGCGCUUCAGUAUAAAUACCCUUCAAUAUGUAUUCCUCAAUCAUCUUUCGAUCGAUCGACUUUAUAGGUAGAAAUAAAUCAAAGCUUUAAAAAGCCUUCUUUUUAAGAGAGAGGUUCAGAAUUUCUUUUCUUAUCAAGUAAGAGCAAACAAAAGAACAAUUGUUAUGAUGGAGAACGGUUCUAGAGAGACAAUGAAAGACAACAAAUCAUCUUUGCAAGUCGGCGAGCAAGCACGGCCGCCACAGUCGCGGUUGUGGAAGACCAUAAUGGUGGCGGCAAUCGCCGCCGGCGUCCAAUUCGGUUGGGCCAUUCAGCUAUCCCUCCUCACGCCUUACGUCCAGCUCCUGGGAAUCAAGCACAGCUAUGCGCCGCUGAUCUGGCUCUGUGGGCCCAUCUCCGGCAUGUUCGUGCAACCAAUGGUCGGCUAUUACAGCGACAACUGCAGCUCCCGCUUCGGCCGCCGCCGCCCAUUUAUUGCUGCCGGCGCCUCCCUAGUCACCAUCGCCGUCCUUCUUAUUGGUUUCGCCGCUGAUAUCGGACAUGUUUCCGGCGACCCCCUUGGGAAAGCCGCUAAGCCUCGCGCCAUUUCUGUGUUCGUAGUUGGAUUUUGGAUCCUCGACGUAGCCAAUAACAUGCUACAGGGCCCAUGUAGAGCCCUAUUGGCAGAUCUCUCAGGCGGGAGUGCGCAGAGGAUGAGAACGGCCAACUCAUUCUUCUCAUUUUUCAUGGCGAUCGGAAAUGUCCUCGGCUAUGCUGCCGGCUCAUACUCUCACCUCCACAGAAUAUUCCCAUUCUCACAGACGAAGGCCUGCGACGUCUACUGUGCUAACUUGAAGAGUUGUUUCUUUAUCUCCGCCGCACUUUUACUGUCCCUGACAACUUUGGCCUUGAGCACCGUCAGCGAGAACGAAUUACAUGCCGGCGGCGAAGAAGCCGCCGUUAGCAACGGGAAGAUUCCGUCGGAGAAGUCCAAGUUGCAAUUCUUCGGGCAAAUAUUCGGCGCCCUCAAGGACCUCCCGAGGCCCAUGUGGAUUCUGCUGCUCGUCACGUGCCUCAACUGGAUCGCGUGGUUUCCUUUCUUCCUGUUCGACACUGAUUGGAUGGGGAAGGAAGUGUACGGCGGGGACCCAGCCGGGAACGCCGCUGAGGGGAGGAUCUACGAGCAGGGGGUCCACGCCGGCUCGUUGGGCCUCAUGCUCAACUCUGUGGUUCUCGGCUUCAUGUCGCUUGGAGUGGAGUUAUUGGCUCGCCGCCUCGGCGGCGUUAAGAAGCUCUGGGGCGGCGUCAACUUUCUCUUGGCGGCUUGCUUGGGAAUGACCGUUUUGGUGAGCAAAUCCGCUGAGAAAUCACGGCGGUUCGGCCCCGACGGAGCACUCAUGUCGCCGUCGGCUGGGGUGAAGGCGGGGGCUUUAACUCUCUUUUCCGUUCUUGGGAUUCCUCUCGCGGUGACUUAUAGUAUUCCCUUCGCUCUGGCGUCCAUCUUUUCUAGCGGCACCGGUGCGGGCCAAGGUCUCUCACUGGGUGUUCUCAAUCUCGGAAUCGUGAUACCACAGAUGGUGGUGUCGCUGGUGGGUGGACCUUGGGACGAGCUGUUUGGAGGUGGGAAUUUACCGGCAUUUAUAGUAGGGGCAAUUUCGGCAGCACUGAGUGGAAUAUUUGCAAUCACGUUGCUUCCAUCACCUCCCCCGGAUGCCAAGGUUGGGGUCCCAGUCGCUGCUUUCCACUGAAAAUUAAACACUCGGAUCGACAUAUGCGCCCAUGUGAAAUUACUGUUGUCACCCUUUGGGUGUUUCCUUAGCUUCCUUCCAUUUUUCAUUUUCUCUUUCCUUCUCAUCGUCAUCAUGAUGAGCACGCACGGCACUAUCGAUAUGUUGUUUAGCUAGCUGAAUCUCCACAAUGUUUGUUGACUGGUGAGUGAAAUAAUGUUAACUUUAUUUCAUGUAAACACAUUUCACAAGCCAAUCCAACACAUUAAAGCUACAUAAAACUUUUGUAUAUAUGCAUCUUUCGACAUUAAUUUCAUCUUACAGUUUUCACUUUUC
Messenger RNA from Cuscuta campestris, 2253 nucleotides. NCBI's taxonomy places the organism in Eukaryota, Viridiplantae, Streptophyta, Magnoliopsida, Solanales, Convolvulaceae. The record is from the annotation of a GenBank genome assembly.